Messenger RNA from Onychostoma macrolepis, 4133 nucleotides. Its product is annotated as GTPase IMAP family member 8-like. Lineage: Eukaryota; Metazoa; Chordata; Actinopteri; Cypriniformes; Cyprinidae. The record is from RefSeq and is a predicted model, not a curated record. Gene Ontology annotation, molecular function: GTP binding. Bases 319 to 3606 code for a protein of 1095 amino acids. The transcript has 6 exons.
UAUUUCUCUGCACCCUUAAAUUUAUGUUUAAUCGUGAAGAAAAUGAACUGCGUGAGGCUUCUUUUAUUAGUCUGUGAUUCUUUCCACUUAUCUUUGUUGAUUUGUUGCAAUAACCUGUUUAUUAAUAUUUUUUAUGUAUGCUAUAGAUCAUUGCAGUAAGUAUGAGUUGAAGUGUAUUUUUUGACUCUGUAGAUAAGAAGCAAUCAAAUUAGUGCUGAUCUGUGUAUCAUCGGCACGCUGCUCGAUUAGUUCAAUUAGUAAUUGCAAACAUUAAGUCACAGCUUUUCAGUCCACAUAUGCUUUUCAAAAUAAUUUAUAAUGGCUAAUGGCCAUCUGUUUUCUCUCUUUCUCUCUGUAUGUGUGUGUGAUUGUUCUUCUCUAGCAGCAGCAGGUAGAAGCAGUCCAGAACUUGAUCGUCCUAACAUGAGUGAUCUGAGGAUUGUUCUGAUAGGAAAGAAUGGAUCAGAAAACAGACGAGUGGGAAACACUAUACUAGGUACAACAACAUUUGACUGUGAAGCUCCAUGUUAUUUACAGCGGCACAUUGAAGGAAUCAGUGGUGAGGUGGAGGAGAGAAAGAUAACAGUCAUCAACACUCACCUGCUCCAGACGAAUCAUCAGCAUCAGAUCACACAGACAGUGAGAGAGUGUGUGUCUCUGUCUGCUCCAGGACCUCAUGUGUUUGUACUCGUACUGCAGUAUAAUAACUUCAGUGAGAACGACAGACACAGAGUGAAAUAUGUGCUGAAUCUCUUCAGUGAGCAGGCCAUUAAACACACUAUAGUGCUGACUACUGAUGAAGAGACACGCAGAUCAAUAUUAGCUUCUAGGAAUAACACUGUUCAUGGUUUAAUAAAGGAGUGUGGAGGAGGACAUCUGAAGUUUGAUACAGUAAACCCAGGAUGGCGCUCUGAGCUGUUCAGAAGGAUAGAUGAGAUACUCAAGAAAGAGCGUGAAGUAUUUCUCAUCUGUAACAUGUUUGAGGAUGAAGGUGAAGGAACAUCAAUUGCUGGAGAUCAGAGCAGAUCUGGAGCUUCAGUCAGAGACUACGAGAAAGAGAAGAAGGAUUCUAAACCCAAUGAGAGCACAAAAACAGCAAGUGACAGAGGAGUGUCGACUACAGGAAAAACAAAGCUGAACAUGGUGCUGUGUGGAAAUAAUCCAACACUCAAGAACUCAGUGUCUAAAAUAUUUAGAGGAGUAACGAGUAAACCUCGGAAAGAAGGAAGUAAAGUGUGUGUGAUUAAAGAGGUCAAGAUUCAUGGACGUCAGAUCAGUGUAACAGAGCUUCCAGCUCUCUCUCGGCUCUCAGAGGAGGAAGUGAUGCGGGAGACUCUCCGCUGUGUGUCUCUCUGUGAUCCUGGAGUUCAUCAGUUCAUCCUCAUUACUCCUGUUACUCCACUUACUAAUGAAGACAGAGCAGAAAUGGAGAAGAUUAAAGGAAUAUUUAACUCACAAGAGCACUUCAUGGUGCUUUUCAUUACUGAACUCACUGUUGACCAAAGUGUGACAGAUUUUGUAGAAUCCACAGAAUCUCAGAGGAUUGUGAGUCUCUAUGGGAGCUGGUGCAGUGUGACGGGGUUAAAGGACCAGAGAAACUCUCAACAGAUCUUAAAGAUUCUAGAUGUUAUAGACAGCAUGAAGACUGAACCCUAUUCUCUUCAGAUGUAUUUGAGAGCUCCAGAGAAGAGAGUCAGACAUGAUCUACAGGAGAAACUGAGAGUGAGAGACAAUGAAAUCAAAGAGUUACAGCAGAAGAUCAAGACACUGGCUCCAGAGGGUGUGAAGCUGAAUCUGGUUGUGUGUGGGAGUAACAGAGGAUUAAAAUCCUUCAUCUCAAACCUGAUCCUGAAGCAGAGCGAGAGAAGAUCAGAGCUCAGCUCAGAGUGUGUGAGGAGAGACGUGGAGCUUGAUGGACGUCUGAUCAGUCUGCUGGAGCUUCCAGUUCUGUUCAACACUCAGCUCUCAGAGGAGGAAGUGAUGCGUCAAACUCACCGCUGUGUGUCUCUCUGUGAUCCUGGCAUUCAUGUUUUCAUCCUCAUCAUUCCUGAUGCUCCACUUAAUAAUGAAGACAGAGGAGAAAUAGAGGAGAUCCAGAGGAUAUUCAGCUCAAGAAUCAACAAACACAUCAUGAUCCUCAUAAAGCAGAAUCCAGAGCGUCAGACAGCAGAACUAAAUGAAGAAACACAGUCUGUCAUUCAGAGUUUAGGAGGACGACAUCAGUUGAUUGACCUGAACACACAAGUGUCUGUGUUGAUGGAGAAACUGGAGCAGAUGGUUGAGGAAAAUAGUGGUGAUUGUUUCUCCACAGAGACAUUGUUGGAGGCACAGAUGGAGAAACUGAAGGAAUUAGAAGAAAUAAAGAGAAUCCAUUCAUUAGAGACUUGCUUUCAGUCACAAGAUUCCAGAGACAGAGAAGAUGAACUGAGGAUUGUGCUUCUGGGAAAAACUGGAGCUGGGAAGAGUGCAACUGGAAAUACCAUCUUAGGAAGAGAAGCGUUUUUAUCAGACUUUUCUGAAACAUCUGUUACUAAACAGUGUCAGAGACAGACAGCUGAAAUCAGCAGCAGACACAUUACUGUGAUCGACACUCCAGGACUGUUUGCUACUGAACUCAGUAAUGAAGAAAUCCAGAGAGAAAUCAGUAACUGCAUCCCCAUGAUCCUGCCUGGACCACAUGUGUUUCUCUUACUGAUAUCAUUGGGACGAUUCACUCCAGAAGAACAAAGAGCAGUAAAGAUCAUCCAAGAGACGUUUGGUGAAAAUUCUUUAAUGUACACCAUAGUGCUCUUCACCAGAGGAGACUUUUUGAAGAAGAAAACCAUUGAUCAGUUUCUGGAAAAACCUGGAUCUGCUUUGAAUCAACUGAUUGAAGCAUGUGGGAACAGAUUCCAUGUGUUUAAUAAUGAGACAGAAGACCGAACACAGGUGACUGAUCUACUGCAGAAGAUAGACAACAUGGUGAAAGAGAACGGAGAGAGUUACUACUCAUGUAAGAUGUUCAGAGAGAUGGAGAGAGACAUACAAGAACAACAGAUGAAGAUACUGAUGGAGAAAGUGGAGCAAGUGAUCAGAGAAAGAGAGGAAUUAAUGAACAAACAUAAAGAAGAGAAAAAGAAGAUGAAGAUAAAGAUGCAGGAAGAAUGUGACAAAGAGAAAAAGAGAAAAGAAGAAGAAUUUAGAGAAAGAGAAGAACGAUAUAAAAGAGAUAUAAAAGAUGUAGAGGAACAAGAAAGAAAGAUACGAGAGGAGCUGAAGAGAGAACGAGAAGAGAUGAAGAGAGAACAAGAGGAAUGGGAGAAACAGAAACAACAGGAAAGACAAAGAGAAGAAGAGGAGGAUGAGAGAAGGAGAAAGAGAGAACAUGAAAUGUGGGAUGAAUAUAAUCAGAGACUUAAACAAGAGAGAGAGAGAAUGAAGAUGAUGAUGGAGGAAGAAAGACAAAAUCAUGAUCUAUUGAGAAAGAGAAGAGAAGAGGAGUAUAGAGAGAGAGAAGAACGAUAUAAAACAGAGAUGAAAAGAGAACGAGAGGAAUGGGAGCGACAGAAACAACUGGAAAGGCAAAGAAGAGAAGAAGAGGAGAGAAGGAUUCAGAAACUUAAAUGAGAGAGAAAGAAAGAAGAUCAAACAUGAAGAAGAGAAAGCACAGAAAUACUGAAUAAACCAGACAAUGGAGCAGUUACUGGGCCUACAUUUUGCUGUGGAGCAAAGCUGAAGCAGGGUUUCACUCACCAGUGAGCGGAGAGCGAGGGAACAGUGGUAAAGGGAAAUCUGUAGUGCUUACAGACUGCUUUGACACUCAACUUGAUACAGUACUCUUCUUCCAGUGCACACAUUUGAUUUGAUUACUUCAGGUGCUUUCUGCCGCAGUGGCUAAUAAGAGUGAUGGAGUUACACGGUACUACUGUGUUUCACCCGCAUUUGGCAGGUGGGAGGGUCUCACAAAUAAAUAAAGUCCCCAGCAGGCAAACAUGAAAUGAUGCAUCAUGUAAUAAUCAUAUACAUUUUCUGAAAUAUUUUUCUCUCAAAUCUCUGACACAAAUCUGUUAUAUAUGAUUCACUUGUUGGACUGUUUCUCACACAAACCUAAUGGAAAUUAUUUCAAAAGUCCUGAAGUGUACAGCUCAUAGUUG